AUGACCACCCAAAAAGAUGAGGCAUUCGAAGAAGACGCCGUUGACCUCAAAUUUCCAAAGGAAUUCGAAGAUCCACACUGUGACUCCCUGCUGAUCUCCGAAGUCUUUUUGCUACUCGAGCAUCGGCGGCAGCAAAACGAUCAGAAGGACGAAAUCGAGGACAUGAGCGAGGUGUUCGUCAAAACAAUGAAGUACGCAAGUCGCUUUUCACGCUACAAGAACCGCGAGACGAUCCGUGCCGUGCGCAACAUUUUCGGCGCGCGAGAGCUGCACAAAUUCGAGGUGGCCCAACUGGGGAAUCUGUGCCCGGACAGCGCAGAGGAAGCGAAAGCAUUAAUCCCGUCGCUGGAGAACAAGGUGGAAGACGACGACCUCGAGGGAGUGCUGAAGGAAUUACAAGCCAAGAAAUCAUUUCAG
This is a messenger RNA of Mesorhabditis spiculigera, 417 nucleotides long. Lineage: Eukaryota; Metazoa; Nematoda; Chromadorea; Rhabditida; Rhabditidae. The record is from the annotation of a GenBank genome assembly.